AUGAAAGGCCUGAAAUCUAAUCUCCAUUGACAGAUACAACAGAGCAAAGGAAGGACCAGAAAGAAAGAAAGAAAGAAACCAUCUUCAACUUUUCAAAAACAAACGAAAAACACGGCACGGCUAAGAUAUUUCUUUCUUUCAUUUCUUUUUCUUUUACAUUUCUUAGUAACAGUCUCUCUAUUUUACAAUUUAAUCAAAAAAGAAAAACGAAAAUGAGCGAUCAGAUAGCCAAAGGAGAGGAAUUCGAGAAGAAAGCUGAGAAAAAACUAAACGGCUGGGGCUUAUUCGGCUCCAAAUAUGAAGACGCCUCCGAUCUCUUCGAUAAAGCCGCCAAUUCCUUCAAGCUCGCCAAAUCUUGGGAUAGAGCUGGAUCAACUUAUGUCAAGUUGGCAAACUGUCAUUUGAAGUUGGAUAGUAAACAUGAAGCUGCCCAAGCUUACGUUGAUGCUGCUCACUGUUAUAAGAAAACAACCGCUAAUGAGGCGAUAUCUUGCUUAGGCCAAGCAGUAGAAAUGUUUUGCGAUAUAGGAAGGAUCAGUAUGGCUGCAAGAUAUUACAAGGAAAUUGCUGAAUUGUACGAGUCAGAAGCAAAUGUUGAGAAAGCUAUGGACUUUUAUGAAAAGGCAGCUGAUUUCUUCCAAGGUGAAGAAGUAACGACUUCUGCCAAUCAAUGCAAGCAGAAAGUAGCCCAGUUUGCUGCUCAGCUAGAACAAUAUCAGAAGGCAAUUGAGAUUUAUGAAGAGAUUGCACGACAUUCACUUAGCAAUAACUUGCUCAAGUAUGGAGUCAAAGGUCAUCUUCUGAAUGCUGGCAUUUGCCAUCUCUGCAAAGGCGAUGUUGUUUCUGUUACUAAUGCAUUAGAGAGAUAUCAGGACCUGGAUCCAACAUUUUCAGGAACUCGUGAAUAUAGACUCUUGGCGGAUGUUGCCGCUGCCAUUGAUGAGGAAGAUGUUGCCAAGUUUACUGAUGUUGUCAAGGAGUUUGACAGCAUGACCCCAUUGGAUUCCUGGAAAACAACCCUUCUGUUGAGGGUAAAAGAGAAGCUGAAGGCGAAGGAACUGGAGGAGGAUGACCUUACCUAAAUUUGAGUUUCAGUUUCUGUUCGUGAAGUUUUUCACCAAUGAUUGUAUCUGUCGGUUUAUUUACACUGUUUCUGUUACUAAAUUUUUCCUUAUCUGUUUGGUUUUUAAUUAGAGAGUGCAAUUUGGACAUGAGCUUGUAAUUUGCAAUGUGGUGCUUUAAUCGAAUGUGUGGUGACCCCAUGAACUUGGAAGGGGGUGGGAUUUGAUAGAGUAUACAAUGGCAUUUCUUGAAUCAAAGCAUCUUGCUCUUGUUUA
Messenger RNA from Ricinus communis (castor bean), 1337 nucleotides. RefSeq names its product alpha-soluble NSF attachment protein 2. The coding region runs from base 213 to 1082 and encodes 289 amino acids. Lineage: Eukaryota; Viridiplantae; Streptophyta; Magnoliopsida; Malpighiales; Euphorbiaceae. The record is from RefSeq and is a predicted model, not a curated record. Gene Ontology annotation, molecular function: syntaxin binding; soluble NSF attachment protein activity. Gene Ontology annotation, biological process: intracellular protein transport; SNARE complex disassembly. Gene Ontology annotation, cellular component: vacuolar membrane; SNARE complex. The transcript has 9 exons.